AUGGAUGGAGGGAGAUCGCCUGUGCCGGCAGCCGGUAGUGGUAGAGAAGAGGCUACCCAGUGGCUGCCGAAUCGCAGGAGAGCCGAUACUAGAGAUAGCGACGAUGGGAGUGGCCGGUCGGCGCGGGGAUCUGACAGGGUUUCCAGCCCGUGGAGCAUGAACCGGCGCAGGGCGUCGGUGAGUGAAAGGACGCCAGCAAGGUCGUUCUACCAUCGAGCGUUUCACGGGCCAUUGGAAGACGGCCAGUAUUCCUUCGACGGUGUUAGACAGCAGACUGCCGAAUUAGAAUCGCGAGCUAUAUCAGAUGCCGAAUCGAUCCAUAGCUUGAGAUCUUCUUCCUUUUCGGCAUAUCGCGACGAUGUCGCGUCUUCUCUGGACGGAAGGUUCCCGGACACCUUUGGCAUCAGGGGCCGAUCUGACAGCCAGCUCAUACCCCCAGAAGUAAUAAUUGAGGAAGAUUCAGACUCUGAGACCCCAAAAGUUGGAUCCGUCGCUGCUAAUUCGGGGGAGUCUGCCUUGACGGCUUUGCUUCUUGGGCCGUCAGCUAAAAAAAGGGGAGCUAGUGGUGAACGCCAUGUGGAAAAUCUCGAAGAAACCGUAUCAGAGGAUGCACCUCUACUUAGACAACGAUCUAAGUCGCAGAGCCAUCGUGACAAUUACGGUACAUCCGGAGACAUAGAGAGCUCACCACCUCUCCUCCCAACAAGCACGCCUCAAUGGGAUAAAAAAGACUUUAAGUGGCAGUCACCAAUCCAUUGGAAAAAUUUCUUUAACCCUAAAAAAUGGAAUCGACGGACUAUAUUCGAAAAGGGCAUUGCGUAUCCAGCAAGUCUUAUGCCAGCCGUCAUUUUGGGACUUAUUCUUAAUAUCCUGGAUGCUUUGUCUUAUGGAAUGAUUUUAUUUCCCCUUGGCGAGCCAUUGUUUGCCGAACUGGGCGCUGAUGGUAUCUCCAUGUUCUACGUUAGCACGAUCAUUUCACAACUUGUCAUCUCCUGCGGCGGCUCAGUCUUCAAAGGAGGCAUUGGAUCAGAGAUGAUUGAAAUAGUUCCCUUCUUUCAUAAGAUGGCAUUAAUGAUCCUGGCAAAGGUGGGUGAGGAGAACAUGGAUUCCGUCCUGGCGACUACCAUCUUAGCAUACGCGCUAAGUUCUCUCCUGACGGGAACUGUGUUCUUUGCCAUGGGUGCCAGUGGGCUCGGCUCAGUUAUUGGUUUCUUUCCCAGGCAUAUUUUAAUUGGGUGUAUUGGAGGCGUUGGCUGGUUUUUGGUCGCUACUGGAAUUGAGGUAUCUGCCAGAUUGUCAGGAAACUUCAAUUAUGACCUAGAUACCUUACACAGGCUUUUCCAGCUUGAUACAAUUUUUCUUUGGACGACGCCUCUUGUUGUUGCCAUUGGCCUACUGGUUCUCAAACGGUAUGUCAAGUCAACAUUUCUGGUCGGUGGAUAUUUCGUGUCAGUUGGAGUCUUGUUUUAUGUGGUCAAAUUGUUUUCCGGGAUUCCAUUGGAGACUUUGCGCGACAAAGGAUGGGUAUUUGAGGCUCCAUCGUCCUCAAAUCCCUGGUAUCAUUUCUAUACAUUAUACAAAUUCUCUGCCGUCGACUGGUCCGCGCUCGCUGACACGAUUCCUGCCAUGUUCGCGCUGACCUUUUUUGGUAUCCUUCAUGUGCCCAUAAACGUCCCAGCACUGGGCAUUUCCACUAAAGAGGACAAUUUAAAUGUUGAUCGUGAGCUUAUCGCUCAUGGAGUCUCUAACGUGUUGUCAGGCUUUGCUGGAAGCGUACAGAAUUAUCUGGUGUAUACUAACAGCCUACUUUUCAUCGCGAGCGGUGGAAAUGAUCGUUUGGCUGGUAUAAUGCUGGCCAUUGGGACGUUUGGAAUCAUGCUGGCUGGGCCAGGCCUUAUAGGUUAUAUUCCUGUUUUAGUUGUUGGUGCGUUGAUAUAUAUGCUUGGAAUAGAAUUGAUGGAGGAGGCUUUGGUUCAUACCUGGGGAAAGCUUCAUACACUAGAAUAUAUGACAGUCAUGAUAAUUGUUGCUACUAUGGGUGCAUGGGAUUUCGUCUCUGGUGUUAUGGUCGGCAUAUUUUUGGCUUGCCUUAGUUUCGUCGUUCAGGCGUCUCAGAAAUCCGCCGUUACAGCGACGUACACAGGACAAGUCGCAUUUUCCACAGUUCGGCGAAACCCGUUGCACGUUCGUUACCUCAGAGAAGCUGGAAGACAAACGUUUGUGAUCAAACUCUCGGGCUUCCUGUUUUUCGGCACCAUUGUCAGCGUAGAGAAACAAGUGCGUUGGCUAAUCGAAGGGGAAGUAUUCAAUGAUCGGCCAAUUCGGUUCCUUGUUUUGGAUAUUUCGCAUGUCAAAGGGCUGGAUUUCUCCGCUGCUGAAGCAUUUACCAGGCUAAACAGGGUGCUACGUGUGCGAAGAGUACACAUGAUUCUAUGUGGCGUUGAUAUUACCGGUGAAAUAGGCCUCAGCCUCAGAAAUGUUGGCCUGUUCGAGCAAGAAGACGAAGUUCAUGUGUUCAAGAAUUUAAAUUCUGCGCUUGAAUUUUGCGAAAAUGAGCUUCUACGCGUGCUGCAUGAGCGCAGAGAUGUUAUGACAGGAACCAAAACGGAGUCUCCACCGGUCAAACAGAUACUUGAGCCACCAAAAGUAGACCUUCCAAUCAACUCGCCUCGCCAUUUCUACCUCAAUCAACUUGCUGCGACCACCCUUCAGGAGGAAGCCUCUUCCUCUACAUCCGCCCGUCGGCCCUCUAAUGCAAAGCAGCAGCUCGCACCGCCACUCCCCCUUCUGCUCCACACAUUUCAAGGCCUCACCACCAAGCCAGAUGACUUUUGGGCCCCCGCGGCCGUGCAUUUUACCCGUGCAGAAUACCCAGCCUCCAGCGUGCUCUAUCGCUGCGGCGACUCCGCGCAAUACUUUUAUCUUCUGGAAUCGGGGAUGCUGCGGGCCGAGUACGACACGCCGCAGGGGCACUACUUUGAGCUGAUCGUGGCAGGGCGGCCGUGUGGCGAAUUGCCUUUCUUUGGAGGCACGAAGAGGACCGCGACUGUUAGAGCUGAGACGGCGUCUGUCGUCUGGGUGAUGGGCGAAGAAGGAUGGAAGAAACUGAGCGAGAGCCAUGGCGAGGUAGCGUUGGAGAUGAUGAAGGUCAGCUUGAAGUUAACCGCGGAGAGGAUGGAGAGUAUUACCUCGUACGUUCUAACGGCCACACGAUGA
This is a messenger RNA of Ophidiomyces ophidiicola, 3216 nucleotides long. RefSeq lists its product as uncharacterized. The coding region runs from base 1 to 3216 and encodes 1071 amino acids. NCBI's taxonomy places the organism in Eukaryota, Fungi, Ascomycota, Eurotiomycetes, Onygenales, Onygenaceae. Gene Ontology annotation, cellular component: membrane. The transcript is spliced from 7 exons. The record is from RefSeq and is a predicted model, not a curated record.